Brienomyrus brachyistius is the source of this 449-nucleotide messenger RNA. RefSeq names its product NADH:ubiquinone oxidoreductase subunit A3 (gene ndufa3). The record is from RefSeq and is a predicted model, not a curated record. The transcript is spliced from 4 exons. The coding region runs from base 112 to 366 and encodes 84 amino acids. Lineage: Eukaryota; Metazoa; Chordata; Actinopteri; Osteoglossiformes; Mormyridae. Gene Ontology annotation, cellular component: mitochondrial inner membrane.
GCUUUUUUCUUUCAUUCAUUUAUUUUUAAACAAGCAAUUCAUCAACGCCCACUGAUGUAACAAUUUAACUACAAUUCCCAUAAACCCGCUGGGUGACAUGUUGAGGGAAUCAUGGCAGCGCGUAUCGGAUCCUUCCUGAAAAACGCUUGGGCCAAGGAGCCUGUAGUUACAGCUGCGUGUGGAAUCGGGCUCAUGGCUGUGAUCCUGCCUUUAGUGAGUCCGUAUACAAAGUACUCAGCAAUGAUGAAUGCAGCUGUGCCCUACAACUACCCAGUGCCUGUUAGAGAUGAUGGGGACAUGCCUGACGUCCCAAGUCACCCCUGUGACCCCCAGGGCCGCAACCUAGACUGGCUAAAAAACUUGUAGCAUCAAAGAAAUUUCUUCGCUGAUUGUAUCCCUAUGAUUCCUUUGCUGUUAAAAUGUUUAAUAAUAAACCUCUAUUUAAUGUC